Terrapene triunguis (Three-toed box turtle) is the source of this 1519-nucleotide messenger RNA. RefSeq names its product atypical kinase COQ8B, mitochondrial-like. The record is from RefSeq and is a predicted model, not a curated record. Lineage: Eukaryota; Metazoa; Chordata; Testudines; Emydidae. Gene Ontology annotation, molecular function: kinase activity. The transcript has 10 exons. Gene Ontology annotation, biological process: ubiquinone biosynthetic process. The annotation marks the transcript as partial. Gene Ontology annotation, cellular component: extrinsic component of mitochondrial inner membrane.
CACCCCGGACGCCCUCACAGAGGGUGCGGUGGGACACUGGCUCUUUCCCGUCACCCUCCGGGUUUCCGCAAGGGAAAGGGUGGGUGGGUUGGUCCAGACAGUGCCCAUGACCUGCCGGGUGCCAUGGGGUCGUGUGAAGGGAAUUCAGGGCAAGCGCCUCUCACACUCGCACGGACGCACACUCGCACACAGAUGCACGCUCGUGCACAGACGCACACUCAUGCACGGACACACAGACACGCAGACACAUUCCUUGAUUCUCCUGUUCCAGGCAGGAGUCCGGGGGCCCCAGGAGCUCGUCCCAAGAGAGAGAGGUGGCACAUCAAGUCCAAACGGGGCCCCCAAGCAGCCCCCAGACGUGUCUCUGUUAGGGGGCCCCCCCACAGCUGCGAGGGCUUCUGGCCAGUCGGCUCCUCCCCCCCUGCCCGCGGCACACACCGGCACCAGGGGCUCCGGGUGCCCCGGUCUCGGCCCCGGCCGGCUCUUCCACCGAGACGCGGCGCUGGGAGCCCUCACGGCUGACGACAUCCGCAGAGCCCGGGAGGCCAGGCGGAAGAUGGGCCUGGAGGAGUCGGCUCGGGCACCUAGGCAGAAGCUCAGCGAGAGAGCCCGGGAGCGGACGGUGCCUGCGUCGCGCGUGGGUCGGCUCGCCAGCUUCGGAGGUCUGGCGGUGGGGCUGGGCAUCGGGGCCCUGGCAGAGAUGGCCAAGAACUCGCUCAAUGGGGAGACGAAGCCAAGGGACGGCAGCGGCUCCGUCCUGGGCUCCAGCCCCUUCCUGUCGGAGGCCAACGCGGCGCGGAUCGUGGACACGCUGUGCAAGGUGCGGGGCGCCGCCCUCAAGAUCGGGCAGAUGCUGAGUAUCCAAGAUAACAGCUUCCUCAGCCCCCAGCUGCAGCGGAUCUUUGCGCGGGUGCGGCAGAGCGCGGACUUCAUGCCGGCCUGGCAGACCAGGAGAGUGCUGGCAGAGGAACUGGGGCAGGACUGGCGGGAGAAGGUGGCCUCCUUCGAGGAGACGCCCUUCGCAGCGGCGUCCAUUGGCCAGGUGCACCUCGGGGUGCUCUGCGACGGGACGGAGGUGGCCAUGAAGAUCCAGUACCCGGGCAUAGCCCAGAGCAUCCGGAGCGACGUGGAGAACCUGCUGGCGCUGCUGAGGGUCAGCGCGGUGCUCCCAGCAGGCCUCUUCGCCGACAACACGCUGCAGGUGCUGCAGAGAGAGCUGGAGUGGGAGUGUGACUACCGGCGCGAGGCCGACUGCGCCCGGAGCUUCAGGCAGCUCCUGGCCGGCGACCCUUUCUUCGAGGUGCCCAGGGUGGUGGGCGAGCUGACGACGCGGCGGGUGCUGACCAUGGAGCUGGGGAGCGGCGUCCCCCUGGAUCAGUGCCAGGAGCUGCCCCAGGACCUCCGGAACGAGAUCUGUCUCAACGUCCUGCGCCUCUGCCUGCGGGAGCUCUUCCAAUUCCGCUUCAUGCAGACGGACCCCAAUUGGGCCAACUUCUUCUACGACGCUGGCAAGCACCAG